CGGCCAGGCAGGGGUCCCUGCUUAUGCCUCCCCAAGACACAGGGGAAUUCUCAGACCUAACAGCCGCAGAGGGCCCCUGGAUCCUUCCUGGUCCUGCACUCCGGGAUGGAGCCUGAAACAGCACUGUGGGGCCCAGACCUGCAAGGUCCUGAAGAGACCACAGAUGAUGCUCACGGAGGUGCCGAGAGUGGGAACGAAGCGGAGAGCCCUCAGCAGGAGAGUUCUGGGGAGGAGAUCAUCUUGGGAGACCCCACUCAGAGUCCAGAAUCCAAGGACACACCGGAGACGCCCCCUGAGAGCCCCUCCCAGGACUCAGCCUCUCAGGACCCCCCAGGCCCACUGGUUCCCUCCAACCCCUCAGUCCGCCAGACCCCUCUGGAUCCCACAGGCCGUGAGGUGGUCCCUGCCCCAUCUGACUGGACGAAGGCCUGUGAAGCCAGUUGGCAGUGGGGGGCCCUCCCCACCUGGAACAGCCCGCCAGUGGUCCCUGCCAAUGAGCCCAGCCUGCGGGAGCUGGUGCAGGGUCGCCCCUCUGGGGCCGAGAAGCCCUACAUCUGCAAUGAAUGUGGCAAGAGCUUCAGCCAGUGGUCCAAGUUGCUGCGACACCAGCGCAUCCACACAGGCGAGCGGCCCAACACCUGUUCGGAGUGUGGCAAAAGCUUCACGCAGAGCUCACACCUGGUGCAGCACCUGCGCACGCACACGGGCGAGAAGCCCUACAAGUGCCCCGACUGCGGAAAGUGCUUCAGCUGGAGCUCCAACCUGGUGCAGCACCAGCGCACACACACGGGCGAGAAGCCCUACAAGUGCACGGAGUGUGAGAAGGCCUUCACCCAGAGCACCAACCUUAUCAAGCACCAGCGCUCGCACACAGGCGAGAAGCCCUAUAAGUGCGGCGAGUGCCGGCGCGCCUUCUACCGCAGCUCUGACCUCAUCCAGCACCAGGCCACGCACACGGGCGAGAAACCCUACAAGUGCCCGCAGUGCGGCAAGCGCUUUGGCCAGAACCACAACCUCCUCAAGCACCAGAAGAUCCAUGCCGGUGAGAAGCCCUACCGCUGCACGGAGUGCGGCAAGAGCUUCAUCCAGAGCUCAGAGCUGACCCAGCACCAACGCACGCACACGGGUGAGAAGCCCUACGAGUGCCUCGAGUGUGGCAAGAGCUUCGGCCACAGCUCCACGCUCAUCAAGCACCAGCGCACGCAUCUGCGCGAGGACCCCUUCAAGUGCCCGGUGUGCGGCAAGACCUUCACCCUGAGCGCCACACUGCUGCGGCACCAGCGCACGCACACGGGCGAGCGGCCCUACAAGUGCCCAGAGUGCGGCAAGAGCUUCAGCGUCAGCUCCAACCUCAUCAACCACCAGCGCAUCCACCGCGGCGAGCGGCCUUACAUCUGCGCCGACUGCGGCAAGAGCUUCAUCAUGAGCUCCACGCUCAUCCGCCACCAGCGCAUCCACACGGGCGAGAAGCCCUACAAGUGUUCCGACUGCGGCAAGAGCUUCAUCCGCAGCUCACACCUCAUCCAGCACCGCCGCACGCACACUGGCGAGAAGCCCUACAAGUGCCCGGAGUGCGGCAAGAGCUUCAGCCAGAGCUCCAACCUCAUCACACACGUGCGCACGCACAUGGACGAGAACCUCUUCGUGUGCCCCGACUGCGGCAAGGCCUUCCUGGAGGCGCACGAGCUGGAGCAGCACCGGGCAGUCCACGAGCGGGGCAAGACGCCCGCCCGCAGAGCUCAGGGGGACGCCAUGCUGGGGCGCGGGGACCCUGCCCUGCUGACCCCACCACCUGGAGCCAAACCCCACAAGUGUCUGGUCUGCGGCAAGGGCUUCAACGACGAGGGUAUCUUCAUGCAGCACCAGAGGGUGCACAUCGGGGAAAACCCCUACAGGAAUGCCGGCGGGCAUGCCCCACACCCGCCUCCCAAGCCGCCUCAGCUCCGGCCACCAAGGCUCCCCUUCGGAGGGAAUUCCUACCCGGGCGCUGCAGAGGGCAAAGCUGACCACCCCGGCCAGUCCCUUAAAGUGCCAGAGGGUCAGGAGGGCUUCAGCCAAAGGCCAGGACCGCCCUCCUCCAAGUCCUACAUUUGCUCCCACUGUGGAGAAAGCUUCCUGGAUUGCUCUGUGCUUCUCCAACAUCAGCUCACCCAUGGCAAUGAAAAGCCUUUUCCCUUUCCCAAUUACAGGACUGGUACAGGGACAGGGGCAGGGGCCAGUCCCUUCCUAAGUGGAAAACCCUUUAAAUGCCCUGAGUGCAAAAAAAGCUUUGGUCUCAGCUCUGAGCUGCUGCUGCACCAGAAAGUCCAUGCAGGCAGGAAACCCCAGAAGAGUUCUGAGCCAGGGAAGGGCUCUGAGCUGGGAAAGAGCUCUUCUGUGCUGCUCGAGCACCUCAGGAGCCCUCUGGGGGCCAGACCCUACAGCUGCUCUGACUGCGGGGCCUCCUUCCCCGACCGCCUGGCCCUUGUCCGGCACCAGGAAACACACACCCGAGAAAAGUCCCCCAGAUCUGAGGCCCCCCUGCCAGAGCCAGCCCCGCUGCCCACAAGCCAGAAAGGUGAGGCAGAGGCCUCCAGUCCCACAGGGAGCAGUGGCCACAAGGAAGGGCAAAGCCCCAAAAGUCUCUCAGAAGACAAGCCCUAUUUGUGCGCUGAGUGUGGAGACAGCUUUACAGAAAUCGCAGCCUUCUUCCUCCACAGGAGCUGCCACCCUAGCGUCUCCCUGUGAAAGGGUCUGGAGACCCGGGGCCUCUCUCCUGAGAGGAACACUGGAGCCCCAAAAAAUCAUGUGGGGAAAGGAGGACAACCUUAUCAGUGUAGGGAAGUGGAAGAGAAUGAACCCUGGGAAAAAACAGUGUUUUUGCAUUGGUCACGAGAAACCCUAUACAAUUAUUGAUGGGAAUCACUUAUAAGGCAGUAGAGAAAAACUGUUGGGUUAGAAACCCUAUAUAUAUGACAAAAAAUAAAUAAAAGCCCUUUAAGUCUGUAGCAGAGAAACCCUAUAAACCAUAGUGGAUAAAAGCUCUAUUAAUUGUAGGAAGAGGUCCCAAUAAGUCUCUAGGCAAUCCCAUAACACCGUAUCAAAAUCCUUGUUGAACUCCUUAUCAAAACUAGAGGGUCAGGAAGGGCAGAGAAUACAACAUGGCCUUGAAUUGAGAGGGCAGCCCUCAAAAGCUGUUGAAACAUCCUGCAGUGCCCUCCCUGCGCAAGGGUAGGAGGGAGCCCCUCGCCCAGCAGUCAUGAACAGUUAUACUGAGGAAAAUUCUCAGCUGAAGAAUAGUGUGGGAAAAGGAAGAAAACAGAAGGAAAAAAAAGUGAUGAGGCGCUUUUGAACCCACAGAGGAGAGAGACUGGGAAGAGAAAAAGUCCAGCUCACUGCACAGGCGUUCCUUGACGCGAGGCCAAUCUUAGAAUUGUAUGUGUGUCAGGGAAUAGGCCAAUGGAAUUCAUUAUUACCGAGAACCCAAAAAUGAGGAAGAAAAAAAAAUUAUGUCAAACCUUUUUAAAGGCUGAAGUUUGGGGUGAUUAAAAAAAAAACUUUUUGAGUGUAAGAAUACUGAGAAGCCACCACAAAAAUUAGGGGGAUUUCCAUUAGAUUUGCUUGGAAGGAAGCGGACCAAGGUGGAGAAACUGUUCCGGUGAAAUCUUGCAAACUCCAGGCCAGUUUCUCCCCUUUCUGGGAGCUUGUUAAACUGCAAGUAAAAGCAGAUCUCAGCUCAGGCCACCAGGCAGACCCCUCUUUUCCCCAGCCCAGCUGGAGUCUACUCCCAGAGGCCUCCAGGACCGGAAGGGGCCUCUGCCACAUUCUCAGGUCUCAUGGUCAGGUUUUUUCCUAAAAUCUAACGGCCAACAGUCUUGCUGCAGUGGCAGCCCAUUUCCUCAAAUUCUGUCCUCACUGAAGAGGGAGAACCGCUGCUAGUCAACCUCCAAAGAAUAAAUCCCUUCAGAGACUCAAGGCUUGUGUGUGGUUGUCCUCCCUAGACUUCUCUAUGUUGAGAGCCACCUGUGCGUGCUCUGUGGAGAUGGCAAGAUGACAGAAUAGAAAGCUUGGAUUAGCCAGCAACCUGCUUUUGACCUCAGCCUUCCCAGUAAGCUGGACCACAGGUCCCUGAAGAGGCCACAGAAGCCCAACCAUCAUCCUCACCUUUGUAUCCGAGUCUCUGAGGUGGAAUGACCAGCCUGAUGUUGGCCUCGGGAAGGGUCAGAUGCUAUAUUACUCUCUCCUUACCCAGAAACCUUCGGAAGGAGAUGGAAGGAUGGGAGACCCUCUCCUGCCAGGCCCCUCUCCUCUCCUCACACAACACAGACACACCUUUCAUAAACUCAGCCAGACCUGCUCACGUGUGACAAGAGACAGUUACUCUAAAAUGGUUGAAGAGCAAAAACUUGAAAGAAUCAUCUGCCACCAGGAUCCCCCCAGUCCUGGAGACCCUUAAAGGUGGAGAGGACUCCGGUCACAGCUGGGUCAGAAAGGAAGUGCUCCCUGACCCCAUGCUAGCACCAGUGACACACUGUCCUGAGGUAGGACUCAGAGGCCAGGUGAGGUGGCCCUUCAGGAGUGGCGUACAGAGAGGGAUGACCUGGAUGCCUGCAGAGUUAUGGGACACACCUUGAAUUCCAUUGCCUGGAAGUUUAACAGGUGAAAACUUCAGCCUUCACCUGUCCUGCCCCCAGAGGGAUAACUCUCAGAUUUCAAAGGCUGUAUAGAUCUAGAGCACUGAGGAAGAAAUGUCCAGGCCUGCUGGGGAGAGGAAAAUGCAGGCCAUUUAUGGUUGUGGGGAAGCCUCAUUAACAUCCACCUAGAGCCCCGCCCUACCCAAGUGCCAGGUAGAAGAGUGCCACUGACAGGGAGGACCCUGCUUCGAAUCUAGUGACAGAAAUGUCACACAGGUUCGUCCCUGUAAGAUGAAGAGAGAAGUCCUCCCAUCUAGGCCAAUUUGUCUCCUCAGAUGGUAGCAGAAACUAAGAUGUAGAGACAAACCCCCGUGGCACUAGAAGCAGGUUCCCUCAGAUUCAAGUUCAAGACUCACCCCAGAAGGGUACUGGAGAGCAGUGGCCUGUGGGGAGGUGGUCAGUAUAGUUGAAGAUGGCGUGUAGCAUACAUAGUAGGGUGCUUGCAUGUGUGGGACAGGUGCAGGUGGAGUCUUGCUCUGGUACUGAAUGGAUGUCAUGGGCAUGACCAGUGGGGACCUGGCUUCCUGGUGGGAAAGGGGUAGCAGAGACCUCUGGGUGUGACCUCUGCUCUCUUGCCCCCCUCCUCAAACUCCUUCAGUCAGCUGCCCCCCCCCAACCACAGCCAACUUCAUCUUGGGAGGAACAGGCAAGGAGCAGCAUGCAGAGCUCCUCUGACCACCUCAGGCAGAGGCUAAGGCACCUGGCCAUCAGGACCAAGUGUGGAAGGUAGAACACAAUCAAAACCAUCCACACCAGCCCAGAGCCCUCUCUGGCAGGAGCCUGACAGCCAGGGAUGAGGCGUUAUUGGUGAAACAGAGGGGAGGAAAGAAAGUGGUCUUAGCUUAGGGUGAAACUUGAAACUAAUGUGGCUAUGGAGGUCAGAUGGGAACUUUAAAUAACGGUAUGAAUCCUGAAGGGGGGACGUGAAAUCAUCACAACCAAGAGGUGGGGUUCUAUGACCCCCACCCUGAGGUGAACAGCUCCCAGAAUCCUUUGCUCCGUGAGGAAAGCCCCGCUCACCUGACUUGUCCCUGUGGUGUGAAAAGGCCCCACUUGUGAGUGUUGUGUGUCAAUAACAGUGUUGUGUCACUGGUGGUCAUGUUGAUUAGUUGAAGAGAAUAAAGGGAAUAAGAUUUCCCAGGUGUUAUAUCUUCUCGUUGAGCCUAGAGCAAGCUGAGACAAGGCCCACCCUUUUCCAGGGGCCCCACAGUCAUGUCCCGGGCCUACCUGGGAUAAACUGAUGGCUUUAUGAAAUUUUAAAACCUAGACCCUAGAAGGAUGGGGAGGAAGCUGAUGAGUUGGUAGCAGAGCCCAACAGUGCCUGGCUUUGACCCUAGCACAAUGCGUAAUGGGCAGGGGCCAGCUGAUGCCCAGCUGCGCAGCCUCAGGGAGCCAGAAGGAGGCCUCUGGCUAAUGGCCCACACCUUCCCAAGGGUGCCACAGCACCUAGGAUGCUUUCCAGAAACUGGCAGCCAUCUCUCCUGUUUCCUUUGGGUUCUGAGCCUCCUAGCUUGAGUUGUGUGGAGCCCUGACUGGUAAUCUCAUUCUCAGGGUCAGCCCACCAACUCCUACCAUGUGGAAAGACUAAGGCUCAGGGAAACAGCCACUUGCCUGCCCAUCCUCUCCUCCCCAUGGCACGGCCUGCCUGGGCCUGGCCUGGGCUCUGCGGUGUCUGGGCCAGUUGGGGCAGCUCCAAGGGAUCCCUGAAGCCCAGCCUGCUUCACUUUGCAUGUCUUGAGUCUGCUGUCGACCCUGAGCACUGCCCAAGGGCAGCACCUGCUCUAGCCUCUUGCCAGCCUCUGUCCUCAUAGGGGCCUCUCACCCUAGGCAGGGCGGCAAUUCUCCCAGACUCCAGGGCAGGCUAUCUCUCCAUUCCUUUCCCUGCCCAGAAAGGGGCAGGAGGGUGCAAUGGGAGGAGUUGCUUGCCUUUCAUACCAGAAUGAUGAAGGUUUUUCACAUCCUGUGGACCUCAAGCCCUGAGAGCACAGGUACGUUAGUACAGUGCUAAGGGAGCCUUCAGCAAGGUGAGCAAACUACAGGGAAAAAGUAGCAGUCAGCGACAGUCUGGCUCACACACAGCAAGGGAGGUGAGGGGGGAAGUGACUGGAAGGGUGGCAGCCUCAGUAGCUGGGAAUC
This is a messenger RNA of Fukomys damarensis (Damara mole-rat), 6809 nucleotides long. It is a transcript of the gene Znf629, whose product is annotated as zinc finger protein 629. The transcript has 3 exons. The record is from RefSeq and is a predicted model, not a curated record. NCBI's taxonomy places the organism in Eukaryota, Metazoa, Chordata, Mammalia, Rodentia, Bathyergidae. Gene Ontology annotation, biological process: negative regulation of transcription by RNA polymerase II. Gene Ontology annotation, molecular function: DNA-binding transcription repressor activity, RNA polymerase II-specific. The coding region runs from base 106 to 2727 and encodes 873 amino acids.